Thamnophis sirtalis is the source of this 1166-nucleotide messenger RNA. RefSeq names its product coiled-coil domain containing 126 (gene CCDC126). Gene Ontology annotation, cellular component: membrane. The record is from RefSeq and is a predicted model, not a curated record. NCBI's taxonomy places the organism in Eukaryota, Metazoa, Chordata, Lepidosauria, Squamata, Natricidae.
GCAGGAUGUGCGAGGUUUGAUGGUAACUUAUCACUCGCACUUAGGUUUAGAGAACACAUCUGGGGGAAGGAGAGAAAGAGAUCGAGUGCCGGAAGGGCGGACAGGGUUGUAGUGACUGACCGCCGCCAGUUUUUCCUGUGCCGUAACACCCAUGGAGAGAGAAGAAAUCUGAUAGGCGACGAAUGGAUUUGUAUGUUUCUCCCUCUCCUAAAUGGUUCUGAAAAAUAAGAACUGCAUUAGACUGACUAAAUACAACAGAUUAAAUAAUCCUUGAGUUUACUCAAAAUGAUAUUGAACUGAGUAUGGAGGCAAGUGUUGUCUUAGAAUAUUGGUUAUUGAGGACAUUUAGCUCCAACUAAAGCAGCAGGAUUAUAAAAUGGAAACAAAUGGAAAAAUUAGACAAAAUAGUCUCCCCUGAAGACCAAGCAUGCUGUGAAGAUGUUUUGCAAAACAACUUACCUUGAAGAUACUGUGACUUCACACUUACUACCUUCUACUGACAUAUUUAGCCUGCUCAGAAAUGUUUUUUGCAUUUUCUAGAAAAAAUGUGUCCCAAAAAUUGAGUUUAUUAUUGCUAGUUUUUGGUUUUAUCUGGGGCAUAAUGUUACUGCGCUACACCUUUCAGCAUCCAAGACAACAGAGCAGUGCUGAAUUGCGUGAACAAAUUCUUGACUUAAGUAAAAGAUAUGUUAGAGCCUUAGCAGAAGAAAACAAGAAUGUAAUAAAUGGUGAUAAUGGAGUUGCAAUGGCGGGAUAUGCUGAUCUGAAAAGAACAAUUGCAGUUCUUCUAGAUGACAUCUUGCAACGCUUGGUCAAACUAGAAAACAAGGUUGAUUAUAUGGUUGUAAAUGGUUCAACAACAAAUACUACAAAUGGGAACUUAAUGCCAUCAACUACAAUCAAAAGAGUAAAUGCAGCACACAAUAUAAGAUAAUAAUCAAAAUACUUUGCACAGGUGGAACGGUUUUGAUCUAAUUUUUCUUCAGGAAAGAAACAAACUGUUGGCUAAAGGCAAUCUAUAUCCAGUUGCAGCAGAAAAAAAUGAACAUGUAGAGACCCAAUAUCUUUACCUAAAAAUCUUUGUGUUAAAAAAGUUGCUUCAUAAAGCAACAUUUGCACUGUAACUUUUAAAAAGGUGUAUUGGUAGUAAAACUAUUGUAGGAAAG